Messenger RNA from Peronospora matthiolae, 1092 nucleotides. NCBI's taxonomy places the organism in Eukaryota, Oomycota, Peronosporomycetes, Peronosporales, Peronosporaceae. The record is from the annotation of a GenBank genome assembly.
AUGGCGCCCGUCCUCCGUUCGAGACCGUCGCCCACGCUGCUGUGUCGAGCCGUGCACGUCCCGUCCGUGUACGUAGCAUGGGAUGCCGAGCUCGGAGUCAUUGCAUUGCGGCUUCGGGAGCGGCAGUUGGCGAUCACUCGAUGCGGCUUUGUCUUGGCUGGUGUGUACUUUCGCCUCAAUGAGACCGCAGCGCUCCAGCUGCCUGUCGCGCUCAAGGUCAUGGACCGUGUGCAAGUGUUACUUCAGCACGACAAUGUGGAGAGCGAGACCCGCGUGAUGAGCCAGCUGCAGACGGGCGGAAUCGAUGCGCCUCUGGCCAAUCAGUACAUGGUCCGCUGGGGAUACUCCAGUGACAUGUACAAUCACUACGUGGCUACAGAGUACGUGGCCAACGGAAGCUUGCAGGCCUAUGUCCAUCGUCGGGUGCGCCAGCUGAUGAUCCGUUACUUGCAGGAGUUUGCACAGACGUUCGGUGCAGCUCCGACGAAAGUGGAGUGCGUAUCGUAUGUGUAUCGUGGUGUAGGUCACGCGUGGAUAACAGAAGGCGUGGGGAUUUUUGAGGGGAUCGUGCGAGCGUUGAUGUACUUACACGCACAGAACGUGGCACAUUUGGAUCUGGAUGUGUGCAAUAUCGCAGUUGAUACGCGAAUGUGUCCGAGGGUUAUCGACUUGGGCAGUGCGCAGAUUAUGAAGGAGAGAUGUUGGGUGGCGGCGGGAAAUGUUGAUAUUAAGUGCAAACCGUUGUUUGUGGCGCCAGAAGUGAGAGCACAUCAGGGGAUGGCGCCACCGAGGCCAGGGUUUGAUGGCGUUGCAGCAGAUAUGUGGGCGGCGGGUGUUAUUCUUGUGCAAUGCGUUGUGUGGGGGUUCCGAGGUGGACCGACGUAUCUGGUGUUGCACACGGAUUGGCGAUCAGAGGUGUUUAGUCAUAUUGAUGCGACUUGUAGCUCCAAGACGUGUCACAUGUGUGUGAAUUACAUCUCCAUUCCACCUCUUAUCGGUGUCAUCAUCAAGCAGUUGCUCCAUGUGGAUCCAGUACGGAGACCUUCAGCGUACGAAGUUGCUAUUGCAUUGCAGAAAAAUCGGCAAGUGUAA